This is a messenger RNA of Cephus cinctus (wheat stem sawfly), 1515 nucleotides long. RefSeq names its product proline-rich protein 4. The transcript has 2 exons. NCBI's taxonomy places the organism in Eukaryota, Metazoa, Arthropoda, Insecta, Hymenoptera, Cephidae. The coding region runs from base 64 to 1389 and encodes 441 amino acids. The record is from RefSeq and is a predicted model, not a curated record.
UGCUCGAGAAUUCUCCGGCAGCAUCCAGUUCUCGUUAAGCCACCGUCUCUUAAACCCAUAGCCAUGAGACACCUGUGUCUCGUUGCCUUUCUCGGCAUCCUUGCCUUGACAAGCGCUGCUAGUAAGAAAGAGGAUCUUGAACGUGCUGCUGAACUUGCAGUGGAACGUGCUGCAGAGAGAGCAGCGGAAAGGGCAGUCGAGAAGGCCCUGGAAAGUGGAUCGACGGAAACAAAAACCGAUACGAUCUACGAAUCUCAUUCCAGUGUAGAUAAGAAGAAUCAGAAGCGUGGAGCCUUCGAGUUGAGUGGCGGAAACGAAGGUUGGAACUCUGGAGUUAAUAUCGGAGAUGGUUGGAAUGCUGGGGGUAGCGUCGGAGGAGGCUGGAACGCAGGAGCAGGUUCAGGAUACGCUUUGAACUACGGUGGAGGAUGGUCAGGUGCAGGAUCUUCAGGAUGGGAUACUGGAUCCUCCGGAUGGAAUGUCGGAGGACACGAAUCGGUCAAAACUGUUACAGUUGAGAAGAAAGUACCAGUUCCCGUUACAGUUGAAAAAAAAGUUCCAGUUACAGUCUACAAGCAUGUCCCUUACGAAGUUAAAGUACCAGUUCCACAACCUUACACUGUUGAAAAGAAGGUUCCCUACCCAGUGAAGGUCUACGUCAAUGUUCCCGUUCAUGUACCACAACCGUAUCAUGUUGAGAAGCAUGUUCCCUACGAGGUUAAGGUUGACAGACCAGUCCCGUACAAGGUAGAGGUUCCAGUACCUCAACCCUAUACAGUUGAGAAGAGGGUACCUGUCGAAGUGAAAGUCGGUGUUCCUCAACCCUACACUGUUGAGAAGAAGGUUCCGUACGAAGUCAAGGUUCCAGUACACGUACCGACCCCGUACGAAGUUAUAAAGAAGGUUCCAGUACCUGUACAGGUUCCUGUUGAUCGUCCUUACCCAGUUCCCGUACCUAAACCCUAUCCCGUUGAAGUUGAGAGACCCUACCCAGUUGAAGUAGCUAAACCCUACCCAGUUCAUAUCAAGGUCCCAGUAGACAGACCUUAUCACGUCCCUGUUGACAGGCCAGUUCCAGUUCCAGUCAAAGUACCAGUACCUCAACCCUACCCAGUUGAAAAGCCCGUACCUGUUGAGGUUGAGAAACCUUAUCCAGUUCACAUAAAAGUACCCGUUGACAGACCCUACACAGUCCACGUCGAAAAACCAGUACCAGUAGCCGUAGAAAAACCAUUCCCAGUCCACAUUAAGGUUCCGGUUCCAGUGAAGGUUGAGAACCACGGCUGGUCCGGAAGUGAAAUUUCGACAGGUGGAUGGAACCAAGAAUCAGCCGGAUGGGCAGGUGGAAAUAGCGACUGGUCGGGAAAUCAAGGAUGGUCCAGCGAUUAAUACCUAACGUUUGGAUAUGCACCUCUUGUACAUUUCUCGUUAUAACUUAAUAUUACGUCUCUACGCAUAGUGAUACGUAUCAAUUACGGAUAUUAAUAAAGACAUGUUUUUUUUUUACGUAUCAAA